AUGCUUGUUCCACCUAAGAAUGUAAGACAUGAGAUGCCUACUCAGGCUAGUCAGACUGCCAAAGCCAAUGUGGCACCAAAAAGGGGGAGACCUAAGGGUUCAGUCAAUGCUAGCAUAAAGACAUUGGAAGCAAUUCUGAGUAAUGAACAUGUAUUGGACAUUCAACCAAUAAGUAUUGACAACUCACAUGUGAAGUCAAGUGUUAGGACAUUUUAUGAACCAAAUCCAAUUAACAUCGAUUUUGUCAAGAGAUUGAAUCCAACUAACAAGUUGGAGAAAAAUUCUGACUUGACAAUUGCAACAAGAAAAAUUGACAAACUAAGGAUUCUAAAAUUAAGAGACAUAAAUGGACCUGAUAAAGAACCUAAUAAUACAUUAGUGAUUAGUGGAUAUGAAGAGACUACAAUAGAUGUCAUUGGUGGUGCAAAUAUUUCGAAAAGAUGGACAAACAUUUGUAAGGGCCUCACACAAUGA
Vicia faba (fava bean) is the source of this 474-nucleotide messenger RNA. The record is from the annotation of a GenBank genome assembly. Lineage: Eukaryota; Viridiplantae; Streptophyta; Magnoliopsida; Fabales; Fabaceae.